This is a messenger RNA of Osmerus eperlanus (European smelt), 4117 nucleotides long. RefSeq names its product acyl-Coenzyme A binding domain containing 3 (gene acbd3). Gene Ontology annotation, molecular function: fatty-acyl-CoA binding. The record is from RefSeq and is a predicted model, not a curated record. The coding region runs from base 46 to 1689 and encodes 547 amino acids. The transcript is spliced from 8 exons. Gene Ontology annotation, cellular component: Golgi membrane. Lineage: Eukaryota; Metazoa; Chordata; Actinopteri; Osmeriformes; Osmeridae.
ACGAAAACGGAAGUAAGUACGUGGCCGCUUCAGCUGACAUUCUGCAUGAUGGCGACAGAGGUUCAGAGCGGCGACCUCAACAAUGGCAGUUCUAGCCGGCUCGAGGUCUCAAUCGACGGCCUCACCCUUAGUCCCGACCCCGAGGGUGAGCAAGAACAGGUCACGGAACCUGACCCAGAGUUGGCAGAGCAGAGGACCGAGGAGCAGACAGCCACCGAAGGCGAGGAUGGAGAGGAGGGCGAGACUGCCAAAUCCACGAUAGAGAGGAAAUGGGGCUUUCCUUUGCUGGAGCUUUACGGACUAGCGCUGAAAUUCUUCAAAGACAAAGAUGGCAAGGCCUUCCACCCCACCUACGAGGAGAAGCUACGCUUGGUGGCGCUGCACAAGCAGGUGUUGCUGGGGCCCUACAACCCUGAAGCCUCCCCUGAAGUUGGCUUCUUUGAUGUUCUGGGCAACGACCGCAGGAAAGAGUGGGCCACCUUAGGGAACAUGGAGAAGGAGGAGGCCAUGGUGGAGUUUGUCAAGCUGUUAAAUAAGUGCUGCAACCUGUUUGCCCCCUACGUCACGUCCCACCAGAUCGAGAAGGAGGAGCAGGAGAGGAAACGGAGGGAGGAGGAGGAGCGUCAGCGCAGGGAGGAGGAGGAGAGGGAGCGCCGGCGGCAGGAGGAGGAGACGCAGAGGCGGGAGGAGGAGGAGAAACUGAAAAGGGCGGAGGAGGAGCGGAGGCAGGCAGAGGAGGAGAGGCUACGGGUGGAGCAACAGAAACAGCAGAUCAUGGCGGCGCUGAACGCCCAGACGGCGGUGCAGUUCCAGCAGUACGCUGCCCAGCAGUACCCCGACAGCUCCGAGCAGCAGCUGGGCCUCAUCAGACAGCUGCAGGAGCAACACUACCAGCAGUACAUGCAGCAGCUCUACCAGGUCCAACUAGCCCAGCAGCAGGCGGCGUUCCAGAAGCAGCAGGAAGAUGCGGUGGCCCAGGCCACCCUGGAGGCCGGUGGGGAGCCGCCUGCUGCUGCUGCUGUUGCUGCUGCUGUGGCGGCCCCCGCUGUGGCAGCGCCCCCUGCUGGAGAGGAGGCCCCCACGCUCAACGGCCAGUCAGACUCGCACUCGGAGAGCAUGGAGAUGGAGCCCGAGCCUGAGCCCGCUGACGAGGUCACGGAGAAUGGGCCGAUCAGUACAGCGGGCCCCGACUCCCCGCCCGUCAUCGCGGCGCCCUCCAUGUGGACGCGCCCGCAGAUCAAGGACUUCAAGGAGAAGAUCCGCCAGGACGUGGACAGCGUGAUCACGGUGGGCCGGGGCGAGGUGGUGACGGUGCGCGUGCCCACGCACGAGGAGGGCUCCUACCUCUUCUGGGAGUUCGCCACCGACCACUACGACAUCGGCUUCGGCGUCUUCUUCGAGUGGACGGACGCGGCCAGCGCCUCGGUCAGCGUGCACGUCAGCGAGUCCAGCGACGAGGACGAGGACGAGGACGGCGACCCCCCCAGCGAGGAGGAGAAGGCCAAGAAGGAGGCGGGCAAGCCCCAGGUGGACGAGAUCGUGCCGGUGUACCGGCGGGAUUGCCACGAGGAAGUGUACGCCGGCAGCCACCAGUACCCGGGCCGCGGAGUCUACCUGCUCAAGUUCGACAACUCCUACUCUCUGUGGCGCUCGAAGAGCGUCUACUACAGAGUCUACUACACCAGAUAAACCUGGGGACAGACUGAGAGAUGUGGCGCGUGCGUGUGUGGGAGAGGGGGUGGUCUGUGUGAGUAAACGGUGUGUGUGUGUUUGAAAGUGGGAGGCAGAGAGGGGAGAGGAGGAGGGAGGAUGCCACAGGAAGUGUUCUGGACAACACCGCCGGAGGGGGACGGAGAGACGCACCCGGAGCCUUAGUUAGAAGACGGGACUGUGGGUUUGUGGUUUUGUGUGCGUGCGUGUUUCUUUGUGUGUGUGUGUGUGAAUACAUGUGGGAGUCCAGGGGGAGAGUUAUUCCUUCAGUGUAUUCGCUCGCUCCUUUUCUCAGAGUCUAGGACUAUUCUAAGACUCGGGUCUUUCUUGUGUUUCACCCCCUCUCCCCCCACUGUCCUGCAACCCCCCCCCCCCCCCCCCCUUCUGUCUGAGUGAAGCUGAUUAGCGUGAAUACGAAUGUGGCCAGCACAUUGAAGGGGUUAAUGUGAGCCAAAGUCCAGCCAGAGAUAAGCAGGCAUACUACAGCACCUAUGCCUUUGGUCUAGAGAACAGCCCCUCUUAGGCCCCCAGGAGGUCACACACUUCGAAAUGGGAUCAGAAAUCGGAUCGAGUCUCUGCACCCAGUCACAUCGCCAGUGGCAACACAACAGUGGAAUAGAGUUCGGCCCAGUCCCAAACUUGCCGCUAGCCUCUAUAUGUAGUACAUUUGAGAUCUGAGACCAGGAUUGGACAGUUGUUAGCAGUUCAAAUGUCACCUCAGUUACAAUACGUUAAAGCUGUUCCUGCUAGAAAAUCCUCUCUGAUAUGCAGUGUGCUAGAGUCGUUCAGGGCCAGUCGUUCAGCGGUUGGGUUGGGUUCUGGUUGGGCUUAGUGUUUGGGACUGGCGGUGGGAAGGGUGGGGAGUUGUCUGACUCGUACGGCGAAGGCCUUCUAAAAGUCGGGCAUCUCUAAAGAACGCAGAACGCGCGAGGUUGUUCAAAAGCAUUUAAUAAAUAUUUAUUAUCAUCCCUCUCGUGUAGAAUAGGUAUCAUUUUUUUGUUGUUGUGUCCGCACGUUGCUCUAUCGGUGUACUUCAUCUCCAGACAGGAACCCCUGUGUUGUAAGAGUCCACAAGGAUGUUUUCCAAUACUUGUAAAUGUUACCUUUUCCAUGUUACCUUUCCUUUGUGUCUACUGCUAAUCAACCUCACACCUUUUAAACGACCAUGGAGGAGACGAGGUAAGGAGUCCGGUCGUGGUAUUGGAACACAUCCGCUGUGUGGUCUUAGGACCGUGGGCUCUCCACAACCACUCUGAAGGUUGUGGAGUGGUCAACCUGAUUUCGGACCCCUAACUGACAGCUAACAAGAUGAUGUCAUGCCUUUUCCAUUGGUCGUGUCACUGUUACAUUAUCUGUCAGUACUCCCACAGUGAAACAACUAGUAUUUGCUGGAAUCCUGGAUCUAUCUCUUCAUUUUCAGUGGAUGGAUUCAGAUGGUCAUCUCAAAUAUAACAUGACUAAGUUGUAUCACUAACCCAGAGAUGAUCUAGGUCUCGUGUCAUUGGUCAAGCUAUCAGUUAUUAACCAUGUUUUGGACCUCUUUUAAAAGAUGUUUUUGAAGUUGUUACUCUCUAGUUGUUUGUUUCUUUGCCAUGCGUUGUGUUGUCCAGAUUGCUCACAACCACGUCAUCUGCAUGCUUUGUGUAUCAGUCAGAGUGACCCACCAGGGGGUGUUGGAGUCACUGUGACAUGUGCUUCACCUCCUGAGAGACUAAUGGUUGGAGAAGAAGUUGUUUUUGGAAUUGGAACCCUGUUCAGAAAGACGUUCCAAUUCCCUAUCCCUGAUUGGGUUUCAGAAUGCGAGACUUCCCACUAACUCAUUUACCAUGAUUUGAAGGUGUUCAUAAUUGGCGUAUGGUGAAAUCAGGCAGGAGCCAAUACUCAGUUAGACCCCGGGCUGAUUCCAGUCCAUGCACUAGCGCCCUCUGCUGGACUUGUCUGACGGUGGAAUCUUUUGUGUCAGGAUAGGAAUUCGGUUUAGGUUUUGUAAAUGUCCCAGAAUGCCACUUUCCAUGGUGAAAUCAAGGCUCGGAGACAAGUAUCCAGAACCGAGCUCCCUCAAUGUGUAUUGUUUAUUUACUUCUGAGUCACCAAAUGGUAAAGGAUUGAUUGAGAUUGUUUAAGCCUUGUUUGUAAAUAAUUAUAUAAAUGGGUUUAUGUGUGGGUAGUAAACUUUGAAGAUGACCAUAGGUUGAGCAUUGAUGCACUGUAAACUAUAAUGAAUGAGAAUAUAAUGUACAUUUUACCCCAAAGCGGAACGUUUGAAAUGAAGAAUGCUCAAACCGAUUGACUAUGACAUGACAGAGAAGCUCAUCUUUUUGUAUUGCUUUAACUCAUUUUGAUCUAUAUGGGUUUGAGGAUUUCUUGGGCAUAUAUUUAAUCUUGAUUAAACCUAUGUUCAACUAUC